AUGCCUCAUCUAAACAACAAACAAAACAAGAAUACAAACCCAGUCAUCAACAGACAGGAUGACCACCUCACUCAGCCUUGCCAAGCAGAGGAAAAACAAACAAGCAAACAAAAACUCAGCGCAAUCUCACCCUAUGCAAAGCUUGCACAAGUCACUGGACCAAUCUUGAAAAGUGAAAAUGAAGUCGCUCAUUCGUGUCUGACUCUUUGCAACCCCGUGAACUGUAGCCUGCCAGGCUCCUCCAUCCUUGGGAUUCUCCAGGCAAGAAUACUGGAGUGGGUUGCCAUUUCCUUCUCCAGGGGAUCUUCCCGACCCAGGGUUCAAACUCAGAUCUCCUGCAUAGCAGGCAGAUGCUUUACCCUCUGGAGGGCAGAAACUAAAGGAAGAAAGGAUUCAAGCUUGAAGCCUGGGAAAAUGAGACCUCAAACACAAAACAACAAAAUUAAUUAA
This is a messenger RNA of Rangifer tarandus platyrhynchus (Svalbard reindeer), 450 nucleotides long. The record is from the annotation of a GenBank genome assembly. Lineage: Eukaryota; Metazoa; Chordata; Mammalia; Artiodactyla; Cervidae.